ACCGUAAUCGAUAGCCGUGCCAGUUCGAGUGUGGCGUGUGCCAUGUCGACAACGGCACGGCUGCGACUCAACCGCGAUUACCAGUAGCUACCGACACAGUUAAGCGAUAAUAUCACGGACCGGUAAAAUUAAAGAACAGUUGUAUAUUUUUGUCUGUUUUACUGUUAGAUAUUAUAUUGUAUAGAAGUGAUAAAAUACGGUUUUUUUAAGAAAAAACAUUUGAUGAACUAACCGCCGAUUUUUCUGAGGAAAUAAUUAUUAUUAUUAUUGUAAUAAUUCGUGCACUACGUAUACAGAGCGAAAGGAAAAUCGAUCGUUGAACAUGGCGCCAAACAUGAUAAGGCCCAACCAAAUGUUGAUCUUCAGUCCUAUGUGCUACGUGGAACACCGCCGGGACGGAGGCAGGUGCGGCAUCAGCAGUGGCAACAACAGUGAUUGCAGCAGCGACAUGGAUAUGCCCCUAAAACCGGCAAAAAGGACCUACGUGAAAAACAUAUCUCCAGAAGAGAAAAUAUUGCGCAAAAAACUACGCAAUAGAGAAGCUGCACAGUUAUCAAGGGACAAGAAAAAAGCACAAUUUAACAUUUUAUCAGGCAUGGUCCACGGAUUGAGGAAAGAGAAUUUACAAUUAAAAAAUGAAGUGGAGGCGUUACGCUAUGACCAAGAGCAACUAAUGGCAGAAAAUGAAAGGCUACGAGAACAGCUAGCUGAGUCGUCAAGAUUAGAGGCAGUAGCUACAGAACCGUGUACACCAGUAGUAAACGAUAGGAUAUCGAUUGAAGGACCUGCAGUGUCCGAUAGACACCCUCUGCAGAAGGGAAAACGGAAUCGAAUGUCCUAUACGAUGCUCUGUUGUCAGAUUCUGUACCUAUUGAUGACUGUUCAAUCUUCGGUGACCUACAGUUGCCAGACGAUGUUAGCAUGGACUGGCUUGACACUAAAGUUUCAGAACGUUUGGAAAAAAUUGCAGACGAACUACUUGUCGAACAGAGUUUUCUCAAUGACACUAAUUUUGAUGAAAUGGUGGGGAGCACACCAGAGAUCAUGGAAUCCAGCCAAGAUAUUGGCAUACAUGAUGACAUAAAUAUAAAAGAUGACUCAUUACUGAUAUCAAAUACAGACACAGACAACAUUUUGAUUCCUAACGAUGAUGCACAAGCACUAAAACCUGAUAUUCAAAUUAAAACUGAAGAUGAAUCGGAAGAAGAAAACAAUAUGUUGGAACGUUUUAUAAUUGUAGAAGAUGCUGUCGAAGAAGUAAGUACUAGCUAUGAUGAACACAUUGUUGAAAUUUGCCAAGACAGUGAUAGUGUGGAAAUGGAACUAUAUGAAGAUUGUGGUUAUGAAUCACUUAGUUCACCAGAAUAUGAAUUCAAAUACAAUAUACAGUAUACAAUAAAUGGCGUACUACCCGACCAUCUCACCUAAGUUAACUUAUUAUUUAACUGUUGAAUAUUUGCACUCUUUUAAAAUGAUUUAAGUACUUAUUAUUUUUUAUAAGAAUUAAUAUGAUAAGCUGUGCAACACAGAAUCUUGAUUAUUAAUUUAAGUACAAUUAUAUAUUUAAUAAGUUUCUAAUUAUUUAUUGCUAAUUUUUUGUUAUAUUAAAUUUUGUGUUUGUGUCUUGUGUAUCUAUAAUAAAUGUU
Adelges cooleyi (spruce gall adelgid) is the source of this 1646-nucleotide messenger RNA. It is a transcript of the gene Xbp1, whose product is annotated as X-box-binding protein 1. Gene Ontology annotation, molecular function: DNA-binding transcription factor activity, RNA polymerase II-specific; RNA polymerase II transcription regulatory region sequence-specific DNA binding. Gene Ontology annotation, cellular component: nucleus. Lineage: Eukaryota; Metazoa; Arthropoda; Insecta; Hemiptera; Adelgidae. Bases 323 to 1084 code for a protein of 253 amino acids. The transcript has 4 exons. The record is from RefSeq and is a predicted model, not a curated record.